This is a messenger RNA of Mauremys mutica (yellowpond turtle), 3750 nucleotides long. RefSeq names its product POC1 centriolar protein A (gene POC1A). NCBI's taxonomy places the organism in Eukaryota, Metazoa, Chordata, Testudines, Geoemydidae. The transcript is spliced from 12 exons. Bases 131 to 1333 code for a protein of 400 amino acids. Gene Ontology annotation, molecular function: protein binding. Gene Ontology annotation, biological process: cilium assembly. The record is from RefSeq and is a predicted model, not a curated record. Gene Ontology annotation, cellular component: centriole; ciliary basal body.
GAGGCGAAGUUCGGCUCGGCCCGACCUUCCCUUUAAGGGCUGACGCCGUUACUAGGGCGGCCGGGGAGGCGCGGAAACUGAACCGGCGCUGCGGCCAGAGCGACAGGCCCGGCAGCUCCCGCCGCACGCUAUGGCCGCCGCCGCCGGCCUGGAGGAUCCGUCUCUGGAGAAACACUUUAAAGGCCAUCGAGAUGCCAUCACCAGUGUGGAUUUCAGUCUCAAUAAGAAACAAUUGGCAAGUGGCUCUAUGGAUUCGUGCUUGAUGAUCUGGAGUAUGAGACCCCAAAUGAGAGCCUAUCGCUUUGUGGGUCACAAAGAUGCAGUGAUGUGUGUUCAGUUUUCACCUUCUGGCCAUCUGGUGGCCUCAGGCUCCAGAGACAAAACUGUCCGUUUAUGGGUUCCAAAUGUCAAAGGAGAAUCUACUGUGUUCAAGGCUCAUACGGCAACUGUAAGAAGCGUUCAGUUCUCCAGUGAUGGACAGUCCUUGGUUACAGCUUCUGAUGACAAAACAGUCAAAGUAUGGACAGUUCACAGACAGAAAUUUCUCUUUUCCUUGAGCCAGCACAUAAACUGGGUUCGCUGUGCCAAAUUUUCUCCAGAUGGAAGACUAAUAGCUUCUGCCAGUGAUGAUAAAACUAUCAAACUAUGGGAUAAAACCAGCAGAGAAUGUAUACAUUCUUUUUGUGAGCACGGUGGGUUUGUGAAUCAUGUGGAUUUUCAUCCCAGUGGUACUUGCAUUGCUGCAGCUGGUACAGAUAACACAGUGAAGGUGUGGGAUGUUAGGAUGAACAGACUCCUUCAGCAUUAUCAAGUGCACAGUGCUGUGGUAAACUGUCUUUCCUUUCACCCCUCUGGAAACUACCUCAUUACUGCCUCCAAUGAUUCAACCCUUAAAAUUCUGGAUUUACUAGAAGGAAGGCUGCUGUAUACUCUUCAUGGUCAUCAGGGGCCAGCUACCUGUGUUGCCUUCUCAAGAAUUGGGGACUUUUUUGCUUCUGGAGGGUCAGAUGAACAGGUGAUGGUAUGGAAAACUAACUUUGAUGCUGCUGAUUAUGGAGAUGUAUUGAAAACUCAGAAGUAUGCCACUAAUGUAACAGGAACUCUUCACAAUCUGCAAUCAGAAAUGGAUUGCAGUGAUCCUCCUAAGAAAAACAAAAUACAAGAAUCUGCCAGGAACCAGCACCAGCAAGAGGAGGAGACAAGUCUUGCAGAUACCCUAGAACAUAUUGUGGGACAGUUAGAUGUUCUUACUCAGAUGCCAGCUGGAAGUAGAAGUGAUGAAGCUGUAGAGACGCUAUGGCCUGCCCAACUGGACGUACUGAAGCGGGGUUGAUUCUUCAGUGAAACUGUUUCCAUUCUGGAGCAGAGACUGACGCUGACUGAAGACAAGCUGAAGGAGUGUCUUGAGAAUCAGCAGAAGCUCAUGCACAGUAAAGGGAAUUGAUUCCACGAGGGGCUGACCAAGCCGGAGUUGUCUGGAGGCUUGGGGGUUUGUUUGUGUGUUUCUAAUACUUUGGGUGAAUCAUUUUUAACAGAUGGAAUCACUUAUUUUAUUAAAAUAAAAUGUACAGCCAAUGGCAUCUGUAAAUACACUUUUUUGUUACUGUAAGAAUAAAAUUCUCUUAUUUCACUAAACACAGCUAACAAUUUGUGAUCCUUUGAGUUAAAUCCCCAUUGAGCAGAGGCAGUGCUAGCCCAUGGGGGGCCCUAAGCAGGAAUAUUUUUUGUCUCCACAAUACAUAAUAAAAUGUGAAUAGGGGUCCCCUAUGAGUUGCUCGGGACCCUAAGCAAUUACUUAGCACUAGUCUGUACUAGAAUCGCUCCAGCAGCACAGCUGUAUGCCUGUAGGUGCGCCGCGGUAGCGCUGCUAGAGCAGAUGCUGUAUGCCGACAGGGGAGAGCUCUCCCAUCGGCAUCAUUAGUAGACCUCCCCGAGCAGCAGUAGCUUAGGUCACUCAGGGGUGUGGCUUAUUCACACCCCUGAGUGACAUAAGUUAUACCGAAGUAAGCACUAGUGUGUACAAACUCGAAGUCUGCUUAUGCCUAGCGCCAGCUCUGUUGAGAGCACAAGUGUAUGUGGAGUGUAGGGGAAGGGAAGAGCCUAACUUCUCGGAGCUGCUGCUGAGUUAAACUAGUUAAUCUGAGCAUCUGGGGAAUGUGAAGCAUCUGGAAAGUGUUGUACCAGAUUUGCUGAUCUAUAGUUGAGGUGUCUGCGUGCGUGCUGGGGGGUUUGCUCACAGGCAAAGAAUGCCCAAAUGGUGGCCGUGUACUUCUAUUCUGAAAUUGUAGCAAGCAUCAAGCAGAGAAUGUGACUCAUGCUUCUAGAAGGUUCUGCAUCAUCCAAGUCCCAAAUGGCUCCUAGGGAAUUUGAUGAAGAGCGAAUCUGAAUGUCCUUUGCACAAAGGAUAUAGUAGUAUGUGGGAUCUACUCAUCUCUUAUGCAGUGUAUAGAGAGUGAAAAUAGCAGGGCCUAAGGUGAGAUGAGAUGCACCAGCUAGUAAGAAACAAUAUGGUCCCAAGGAACAUUCUCCUUAAUAAAUCUUGAUUCAUUUUUUUAAGGGAGUUGUGGGGAGGAGGAUAAAUAGCAGAACUGCUAGCGCAGCCUUUUACUUUUUCUGACUGUCUCAAAUCAAUUUUAUCUUGAUAUUUUAUAGCUGGAAUGGCACUUCAGUUCACAUUGAUAUUUUCCCCCCAUAUACUCUACUGUCAGGGCUCUAUGCAUGUGUCUAGUAUGUGACUGCACAGGAACCUUUGCUAAUACUCCUCCCAGCAUUCACCCAUGACCUCCCCCGACGUAACUGCUUGCUGUGUCACUACUACCUACCCACCUUGAGAAAUCGGCUGCAGAAGCCCCAGCAUCACUUGGCUGCUGAAAUCCUCCUAGCUGCUGCAUUUCUGACCCUUUCAGUUGCACUGACUCCUGGCCUCAUUCCUCUCCCACAUAGCUUCCAAAUCCUCUGGGCAUUAUGGAAGUUUGCCUGAGGCCUGGCUGGCAUGUCUGUCUUCACACAGGGCUAUGCAAAACUAGCCCUUUUCUUGCACCUGUUUCUGUGGAAGGCUGUGUCCCCCUGAAUUCUAUUGAAACCUUGUUAAAUCUGACUGAGAGAUGCUUAUUUCCACCAGGAUAAAACUCUUUACAUUGUGUCUCCCAGCACCAGAAAGUUCCUUAUCUCCUCCUAUGCAAGUGCUUCCCACAUCUCCAACUCCUUCUAGCUGGAGCUACAUAAUAGAUUUCACUCCUUUUGGUUUGCAAGCAGCCAGUGGUUUUGUUUUAUUUCCAAGCAUCUUUGGUUGAUGAAUUUGAAUCUCUUUCUGCAUAACCACAGACUAAGAAUGCUUAUUUUCUCCAUUUCCAAGCUGUGAAUCUGAGAAAUCAUUAUUUUCACUUAGAUUCAUCUACUGGAAUCGAUACAGUGAUAUUUUUUCCCCUAACAGCCAUUUUUUUAAUUCUCUUUCUAGAAACUUUCAGUGGCCUUCUGUUUUGAAGUCAUUACAUCAUUUUCAUUGAUGGAGAAAGAAAAAUUUAAAAAAAAUGAAAAUUUGCUUUUAAAGGAGAAGGGCUAUCCCUAAACUGAUCUAAUUUGACUGGCAGAAAUGAUUAAAAUAAAAAGUGGUUUCAUGGAAUGAGAACUUGUAAUUGGAUCUUGUCAAUUGAAUCGAAAGAUCUUGGAACGCUCUUUAGUUAAGUUAAAUUUCAAUUUUCUCCAGUUUCUUGAUUCUCUUAAGUGCUUUUCAUCUAAAACUUUAUCAAA